AAAACAUCCUCAAAAAUAGUUUUUUAAUUAGGCAAAUUUUUUAAUUUAAUUAAAAAAAUUCAAAUUCCAAAUAAAAUGCUCAUCACACAUAUUUUAUUCGAUUUUGAUGGUACAUUGGUCAAUACUAUUGAUUCACUUGUCAAUAUUGUUGAACAAAUUGUAACCGAAAAAAAUCGAUUAAUGACCGAUGAAAUAAGAGAUUUCAUUCCAAAUAUGACCAGUUAUCGUUCGUUAAUGGAAUUUAUAAAUGAAAAAUUAAAUCUUCAAAUAACAUAUGAUGAAUUUAAACAAGAUUUAUUACAAAAACAUCUUGAUGCUGAUAUAAAAUUAAUGCCCGGUGUUGAAGAAUUAGUUGAACAUUUUUAUCUUUGUAAUAUUCCAAUGGCUGUUGCUACAGGAAAUUCAAGACCAUUUUACGAAAGCAUUUCGGCAAAAUUUGGUAAUUUUUUCCCAAAAUAUUUUCAACAUUUUGUCUGUGCUUUUGAUGAUCCAGAAGUAGCUAGACAAAAACCAUGUCCAGAUGUUUAUCAUAUAGCAGUGAAAAGAUUUCAACAACAACCAGAUAGUAUGGAAAAUGUAUUGAUAUUUGAAGAUUCAAUGACUGGUUUAAAAGGUGCAAUCGAAUCAGGUGCUCGUACGGUAUUUGUUACCAGAAAUUAUAGCCAAAUUCAAACCGAUGAACAUAAAGAAUUGGUUAGAAAAGCUGAUUUACAAUUAGAAAGUUUAGAACAAUUUGAUUCAAAAAAAUUCAAUAUUCAACCAUUAACAAUGUUACGAAUGAUAAAUCAAGCAAAAAAAAUUUUCUAAUACGUCCUAUCCGAAUAGAAUUAGUUUUUUAGUUAAAUGAUGAUGAUGUUUUUUUUCUUAUCAAGAAUUUU
Dermatophagoides pteronyssinus (European house dust mite) is the source of this 878-nucleotide messenger RNA. RefSeq names its product pseudouridine-5'-phosphatase-like. The record is from RefSeq and is a predicted model, not a curated record. Gene Ontology annotation, molecular function: phosphatase activity. NCBI's taxonomy places the organism in Eukaryota, Metazoa, Arthropoda, Arachnida, Sarcoptiformes, Pyroglyphidae.